GCCUGAAAUCGCCACCACGGAGCGCGCGACUCGUAUCCAUACACACAACAGCCAUUAGCAUUUGCCCGCAGCUAAUCAGGGCGUCAUGACGCUUCGUAGCACGUACGCCAGGUUUCUGGCCACUCCCUCGACUGGCGCGCUGGCGGAGAACGCCGUGCUGCACUACGUCGCGACGACGACGACCAUCAGUGACGCGACGGUCAUUAUCAAGCACCUGUCGGCCCAGGAGAAGCAGUUGAAGAAGACGAAACAGACGAUUCUCGACGCCAUCGAAGGCCCCCACGGCCUGAGCGUCGAUGUUGAGACGACGAUUGAGUUCAACAGCGGCGGCGGCGCAUACCUCCCUGGCCUAGACGACAACUUUGUUGCAGACCGAAUCGCCACCUUUCCCAUGGUGCACAUGGUCCACUUUGACCAGGCCGGCAAAAUCACUCAGAUUCGCCAGUACUGGGACCAGGGCUCGCUCCUCAAGCAGAUCGACGUCAUCGGCGCGCGGUCGCGCAACUGGCCUAUUCGCGACGGCAGCGAGCAGAUCCGCCUCAUUUCCACCAACGCUGCUGCUGGCCCCCAGUCCGAGUCUGCAUAUUCUUCGCGCCCCACGACGGCCGCUUCUCGUGGCGCAGAUGAGGUGUCCAUCUCGUCGCGUUCGCGCGGUUCGACAAGCAAUGCCAUGAACGACCCGCACGCCUCGCUCUCGCUAUUUGCCCCUCGCAAGCCCGACGAAGAGUCAACGUACACAUCGCAGCCGAUUGCACCGCGCGCACAGUCUGCCAAACCUCAGCCACGAGAGUACUCUGAGUUGUUUGCCGCUGCUGACGAAGGCACGCCUUCGCCCACACCUCAGAAGAUCCCGGCCAAGGCAGGCAGUGAAAAGCACUACAGCCCCAACCGCUUGUUUGAGGACAACGACAAGGACGCGGUCGGCCGUACGCCCACCAGCGUCAAGACAAACUCAAAGAAGUACGACCACUUCCAGUUUGGCGAUGAUGAGGAUACACCAAAGACGCGCGAGGCUCUGCGGCCAAGCAAGCAAAGCCAGAACCGCAGCAAGAAUGCCGCACACUGGGACUUUGAUGACUUUGCUACCCCUGACAAGACCAAGCCCAAGAUGCACCCGCAGGCGGUUCGACACUUUGGCUGGAGCGACGAUGAGGAGGAAACGUCACCUGCCCGACGACCGGUAGUGCACCGGUCUCGUCCUGACGCAAACGCGCACUUUGAAUUCAGCGAUGACGCCACACCUGAGGGGCAGCGCGGACGCCCGACCAAGGGCGGGCGGAACAAUCUGUACGCGGACCAUGUGACGAGCACGACGGACGAGGGCCGCGCGCUCAACGACGUGACGAGCGCAGCCAGCAACAAGAACCGCAGCAAGGACAUUGGGGCGCAGUGGGAACUGACGGACAGCAGUCCGGGCCUGGGCAAGAACCAUGGCAACGCCAAGAACCAGGCGGUGCGCAGCUCGAUGAAGACGCACUGGGGCACCCACGCCGAUUCCCCCGAGAACCGCGGCAUCAACAUUGCAGGCAACGGCAUGGGCGGCCGCAAGGGCACAGAGGCCGCGUGGUCGCUGUAUGACGAGAGCCCCGCCAAGAAGGAAAAUAGCGGUGUUACUGGUGCUCACGCCGGCAUCAAGACCGAGGGCGAUGGCAUGGGCGGUCGCAAGACGGCCGAUAAGUCGUUUUGGGAUUUCUAAAUAAGCGUGUGCGAAAUGGGCGAGAUAAUAAUGCCGGAAUUGGAUUGAUCAAUUUUGCGCUCUUUGUUUUUUUUUCUUCCCUUCUUCUUCUUCUUCUUCUCCCGCACAAACACUUAACGUGGGAUAAAAAAUACCAGUUUUGCUGCUUGAGCGUUUUUUUUUCUCUGACUUCUUCUUGUUCUUGUUCUUGUUCUUUUCUUCUCCUUUCUUGUUUCCUGGUUCCUGGUCAAAUCUCCUUUGGUCUGUCUGUCAAUUUCUCUCUCUCUCUCUUUUUGAUCUCUCUCUAUGGAACGAUAAAAUAUUC
Exserohilum turcica Et28A is the source of this 2000-nucleotide messenger RNA. RefSeq lists its product as uncharacterized. The record is from RefSeq and is a predicted model, not a curated record. The coding region runs from base 86 to 1696 and encodes 536 amino acids. NCBI's taxonomy places the organism in Eukaryota, Fungi, Ascomycota, Dothideomycetes, Pleosporales, Pleosporaceae. The transcript has 3 exons.